Elephantulus edwardii (Cape elephant shrew) is the source of this 1134-nucleotide messenger RNA. It is a transcript of the gene EID3, whose product is annotated as EP300 interacting inhibitor of differentiation 3. Lineage: Eukaryota; Metazoa; Chordata; Mammalia; Macroscelidea; Macroscelididae. The record is from RefSeq and is a predicted model, not a curated record. Gene Ontology annotation, cellular component: Smc5-Smc6 complex; nucleus. The transcript has a single exon. Bases 1 to 1134 code for a protein of 377 amino acids. Gene Ontology annotation, biological process: DNA repair.
AUGUCUGAUGAUGAAGAUAUGUUCGCCUUCUCCAAAGACGGCGAAGAGGACGAAAAGACAAUUUUGCCAGCCCUGACCAUCACCGGCCGUGAGUACCCGCUGAGCCUUGCUCUGAGUCCCUCGUCAUCGGAAGAGCCCCUGAUGUUGGAGGUGACGGUGGAUUCGGAUGAAGACCUCGGCUUCGGGGACACAGACAUCAAUCCGAUCCUGCUGGUGGGCGAGGCCGACGAAGAGCGGUGUCGGCAUAUCCGCAGGCAAUACCGGGAGCUCAUGUACACCGUGCAGCAGCAUCGGGACCACAUCGUGAACACGGCCAGCGAGUCGCUGACCCAGGCCCUCCGCAAGGCCGACGUGCUGUUCGACGGCGUGAUCAGGACGCGAGAAGCCGCCCUCGACGCCCAGUUUCUCGUGUUGGCUUCUGAUUUGGGCAAAGAAAAAGCGAAGCAGUUAAACUCUACCAUGAAUUCUUUUAAUCAAGCCGCAUUUAGCAAACGUCUGUUUAAAUUUGCGGGCCUGAAUUGGUUGGAAGAAGAGCACGACAGUUUGGAUAGUUGUGAAGAAAGUGUUGCGCUUUCCUUCUGGAAGAAAAUCCAGAAGGAAGCAGCGUGCUGGACUCAGCGAGCUCAAACCUUCCACUUUAUGUUGGGGUCCUUCGCCUCCAACUCUCCCAUGCGAAAGCCGCGGCCACGGAAAAGAAUUCGUAGCAUGGAAGCAAACCGAGAUAUGCCUUCGCACUUGAAGAUGAUGGACCUGGAAUGUAAUCAGGAGACGACCGAGAAAGAAGUAGAAAGGAUUUUGGGAUUGCUGCAAAGCUACUUUACAAAAUACCCGGAGACGCCUGUGUCGUAUUUUGAAUUCGUGAUUGACCCCACUUCUUUUGCGCGCACCGUGGAGAACAUGUUUCACGUGUCUUUCAUCAUAAGGGAUGGCUUUGCAAGAAUUGGGCUCGACCAAGACAGGCUGCCGACCUUGGAGCCACCGAAUACCAGCCACGUGGAUGAGGGCUGUGAUGCCAUUAGCUACAAUACAAAGCAGGGAGUUAUAUCCUUGAGUUUAGAAGAUUGGAAAAAUAUUGUAGCAACGUUUGAAAUUUCAGAGCCUAUGAUAAAACAUAAGAGAGAUUUUUAUGUGUAG